Molecule: messenger RNA, 1766 nt
Organism: Ananas comosus (pineapple)
Lineage: Eukaryota; Viridiplantae; Streptophyta; Magnoliopsida; Poales; Bromeliaceae
Product: cell division control protein 2 homolog
Exons: 8
Coding region: 387-1280 (297 amino acids)
Biological process (GO): regulation of G2/M transition of mitotic cell cycle; protein phosphorylation; regulation of gene expression
Cellular component (GO): cytoplasm; nucleus; cyclin-dependent protein kinase holoenzyme complex
Molecular function (GO): cyclin-dependent protein serine/threonine kinase activity; cyclin binding; ATP binding
Source: RefSeq, a predicted model, not a curated record
UAAUUAUGGUAAAAAUUUAACUCAGUUUUAAUUCGAGAUGACUUUAACUAGCAGGGAUAAGUUUGCAAUAUCGGAUUAGUACGGGGACUAAUCUCGCAUUUUACCCUAUUUAAAAGCGUGACCCCGCGGAAGUGGGAAUCGCAUUUCACGAACAACGCCUCGUAGAACCCAAUCGAAGAGAGAACGGAAGUAAGAGGUCGAGCGAAGGGGCGUACUCUGAAGCUUCUAGAAUCUCCCGAUCGAGAAAGAUAUUCGCGUUACAAACCCUAAUUACUCCGCUUUUCACGAAUUCUAGGGUUCGACACUCCUCUUGAUCAAAUGGAAAAUGUGAGUGCCCUUGCAGUAUAUGAUCUUUGAUCUUCCUUGUGAUGAUCUUCUGAUGAUAUAUGGGAGUGUUGCAGUACGAGAUACUGGGGAAGAUAGGAGAGGGGAUGUACAGUGUCGUGUUCAAGAUGCGGGAUAAGCGCAGGAACAAGAUCGUGGCCGCGAAGAAGAUCGAAUUUUACCGGGGGAUAGACGACGGAGUCCCCUGCACCGCGAUCAGAGAGAUCUCCUACUUGAAAGAACUGAACCACGAAAAUGUAGUUAAGUUGGAAGAAAUAGUCUAUGAGAAUAAUGAGAUGUGGUUAAUACUAGAGCAUAUGGACACGGACUUGAAGAAGUACAUGGCUUCUUUCUGGAAGCCUGCUGAAGAUCCACACUUUAUUAAAAAAUGUCUCUAUCAGAUUCUUAGUGGCCUUUUCUAUUGCCAUUCUCGUAGAAUUCUUCAUCGUGAUUUGAAACCUGCAAAUUUACUGAUAAAUCAGCAAAGUCAUGUUCUGAAGAUUGCAGACUUUGGACUAGGCAGGGAUUUUGAUAAUCCUUUCCGUAUAUUUACUCCUGGGAUGGUAAGUUUAAAUUACAGACCUCCAGAAAUCCUUCUCGGAUCCCUACAUCACACCGCAGCAGUUGAUAUUUGGUCUGUGGGUUGUAUUUUUGCUGAAAUGGUGAACCAUCAAGCUUUGUUCAAUGAAGACUGUGAAAUUGGUCUACUGUUUAAGAUUUUCCAAAUGCUAGGUACCCCAAAUGAAGAUACUUGGGAAGGGGUUAGUUCGUUACCUGACUACAAGGUUUCGUUCCCCCAGUGGCCUCCUAAGGAUCUAGCAUCGGUGGUCCCAAAUCUUGAACCAGCUGGUGUGGACCUUCUUUCUAGAAUGAUACGGUUGCCGCCAACUGAAAGAAUCUCUGCUCGAGAUGCGCUGGAACAUGAGUACUUCAAUGACCUCAAUUUUGCAUCGUGACUCUUAGCUCCCUUGGUAUAUAGUUCGGGUGAGACGGGCUUGUAUGAGCUUUCAUUCUUGAACUUGUAGGAAAAUUGUAUCUCCCCCUUCGCCUUUCCUUUGUUUAGCUUGCUCUAUAGGUAGCGUGAAAUCAUUUCCUAUUAAUCUAGAGAGAGAUCGCUAGUUAGUAUUGCUGUCUUUCAUGCUUAAAAGGUAGAGUGGCAUUACUGUUGUGAAUUUGACAACGAGCAGUAGUAAGCCUUAGUUUUUUUUCACAGUUGGGGUUCAUGCCCAAGUGUCGUAUCUUCUAUUUGAGAGUUAAAUCAUAUGUUAACUGUCAAGUGUACAAUACUGGCUUGUUGAAAAUAUCUCGCCCAUAUGUUUUGAGGUGCAUGUAGCUAACAAAUUAACUUGGAGGGGCAUGUUUUCACAUGCGACAACUCGAAUGCGGUUGGAGUCCAACCAAUCAGCAGUGUGGCAAUUGUGCCUUCGGUACAAUGAUUUUUA